AUGUCGGAUCCUCGUUGUCGGCCGAAUCUCAUCGUCCGGAAUUCGUUGCAGAGUCAAUUCGGGUAUGGUAUAGAGCAAGUCCCAAAGCACACACACUGCGAGGACUUUACAGUUAUUCCGAAGCCUCACGCAGGUUCAUUAGCCGAUGCACUCAAUCGCAGAAUAUCAUCGCUGGGAAUAGACUCCGAUGAUAAGUCUACAUUCUUCGAUUGCUCUUCUGCUGAUACCAACGCUUCGGAUGAUGAUGCUGAGAAGGUGUGGGAUGAAGCAUUGUCCGAUACUGUCAGUGUCGACGGAAGCGUCGCCGGUAUAGUGUUUCCUGUAAACGAUGCAUAG
Messenger RNA from Gongylonema pulchrum, 336 nucleotides. The record is from the annotation of a GenBank genome assembly. Lineage: Eukaryota; Metazoa; Nematoda; Chromadorea; Rhabditida; Gongylonematidae.